Molecule: messenger RNA, 908 nt
Organism: Trichoderma asperellum CBS 433.97
Lineage: Eukaryota; Fungi; Ascomycota; Sordariomycetes; Hypocreales; Hypocreaceae
Source: RefSeq, a predicted model, not a curated record
GCAAGCUCAAACAACUAUUUUUUUGCGGGCAGUUUUCUACUCUGUUGCUGAAACAAAACUAUUUAGUGCAGCGAUACAGCAGGAGCUGAGAUUCGACUCCGCUUUGUGGGGAGUGGCUUUCUUUCGACAUGCUCCCCAACGCUUGCUUACUCUUCUCCAAUAUUGCACCAUCCCUUCAACUCCCAAUGAUCAACAUCAGUAUUGAGGCCGCAGGGGGUUCGAUUCAACGCACGAUAUAUCAGGGAUUGUUGUAUCAUACAGCACAUCCACUGCCAAUACAAGGAAAAGAGACAAACUCCUAUGGUUGGCAGCACCUAUGGCUAUCAUCUUGCCCAGCGAGAAGCUGCAGUUGUCGACAGCCAAUCGAUGAGACUUGCUCUAUUUUUAUCGGCACAGCUAGCGUCUGGGGCUUCCUGUUGGCUGCAUGUCUCAGUCGCAACAGCCAUUCCGCUGGCGCAUGCGGUUCUCGUAUCCGAACAGACAGAGUUGGGCACUCACGACGGAUAUGCCGACACUUCAGCCUCGAGCAUCCUCGAAUCCUUGCGUUGCCUGCUAAUUUACUCAGUGUCACCCGGUUUACCAAUUGUCUCCGUCCUUUACAUCUACAACUCAACUCAUUUUCCGCCUCUUCGUAUGACCGUUGCAUCUCCUUCCAAUCCACUCAAUCAGGACAGUGGCGUGCACACGAAAAUACAAAUAGACAGCGCUCAUUGAAAGCAAUUGCGUUAUGGUUUUUAGAAGUUUCAUGUACAUGUUGUGCUGACAACUGGAGUGAACUCUAACAGUUGGUAUCCUUGGAAGAGCUGAAGGCCUCCACUUCUCUCACAGGCCCCAUCUCCCAUCUAGACUACUCAACUUCUAGCUGAAGCUCAUCUUCGUGCUGUGGCGGCGGUGGAUCAGCACGGCUC